CACUCUGUUUCUCGAGAACCAAAGAAUCCCAGUUCCUCUCCUCUCCUCUCCUCGAAAACCCUAUCUUAUACUUUCGGUUCCCCAUAUCUCUUUCUCUUCCCUCGACCGCAUAAAACAAUUUCCUUGUCUCUUUCUAUUUAGUGAUUCUUUCCCUUUAUUUUUCCUUCAUAAAUUUACGCUAUUUUUUCCAUUCCGAUAAUUGGAUCUCUGAAGGAAAAACAAAAGAGGAAAGAAUACAACCCACCCUCUCUUUUAUCUUUCUCUACAAUACUAACGAUUUGAUUUUCGUUGAUUUAAUCUAAUUAUCAAUUUUUUAAAAAAAAUUUUCCGCAGCUAUUUUCUUUAUUCUUUAAUACCCACCGAACAAGCAAGAUAAUGGCAAUUGCUUGGUCUGCAAAAGCUUCUUCUGUCGAGGCUUUGUCUUUAUCUCCUCCUAUGUCUCCACCCGUCGUCCUAACGCAAGACGAGCUGAAAAAAAUCGCCGCUUACAAAGCCGUUGAGUUCGUUGAAUCAGGCAUGGUUCUGGGUCUAGGCACAGGUUCGACAGCCAAACACGCCGUGGAUCGAAUUGGCGAAUUGCUUCGUCAAGGGAAACUUAACAACAUCAUAGGAAUUCCCACCUCAAAAAAAACACAAGAGCAAGCUCUUUCUUUAGGUAUCCCACUUUCAGAUCUCGACAGCCAUCCCACCGUUGAUUUAGCAAUCGACGGUGCGGAUGAAGUGGACCCGCAUCUCAAUCUCGUCAAAGGCAGAGGAGGGUCCCUUUUAAGAGAGAAGAUGGUGGAAGGCGCUUGUAAGAAAUUUGUCGUUAUUGUUGAUGAAUCCAAGUUGGUUAAGUAUUUGGGAGGGAGUGGUUUGGCUAUGCCUGUUGAAGUUGUUCCGUUUUGUUGGAAAUUUACUGCCAGGAAACUCCAAAACUUGUUUGAAGAUUCGGGUUGCGUCGCCAAGCUGAGGAAUGAUUGUAAAGGGGAGCCUUUUGUAACGGACAAUGGGAAUUACGUUGUCGAUUUGUAUCUGAAGAAAGAUAUUGGGGAUUUGCAGGUAGCAAGUGAUGCCAUUUUGAGGAUUGCUGGUGUUGUUGAACAUGGCAUGUUUCUUGACAUGGCUACUACUGUUAUUGUUGCAGGUGAGCUUGGAAUCACCAUCAAGAACAAGUAGAAACUGAAAAAAAAAAAUUCUAACUUCUUUUUAAUGUUUUAGGGAAUUACUGUUGUAACUGGGGAUAGAUUUUUGAAUUCCUUUUUGGCAUACCUAUUGAUUGAUGAGGAGAGUUGUCUUCUCAAGUUUUGUUAUUUUCUUUGGGGGCAUUUCUGAGGGAAGAAAGGAUUCAGGAAUGUUAGGAUUGUGAGACAGCAGCCGCAGCAGCUAAACUAUGAGCAUGAUGUAUGUCAGCUGUUAUGAUCAUUUUAAUUAUAAAGUCUGAUUAUUAACUGGA
This is a messenger RNA of Theobroma umbraticum, 1435 nucleotides long. RefSeq names its product putative ribose-5-phosphate isomerase 2. NCBI's taxonomy places the organism in Eukaryota, Viridiplantae, Streptophyta, Magnoliopsida, Malvales, Malvaceae. The record is from RefSeq and is a predicted model, not a curated record. Gene Ontology annotation, biological process: pentose-phosphate shunt, non-oxidative branch. Gene Ontology annotation, molecular function: ribose-5-phosphate isomerase activity.